CCUUGGGAAACUGGUGCAUUUGGGGAAGAACGGACCAACCUCGCGAAUCCCACCUGGGUCCUAAAAACCUCCUGGCCUCCUCCCAGCCCGAGGCGGAGGGAGGUUACUGCGCAUGCUUCCACAUCCUGGGCUCUCUGGUUUCUUAAAUCUGGGUGCUCAAUCAAAGGCAGAGAAAUCCGACGCUGCGGUUGGGGUUCCGCUCCCGAGCCUUUCCCCGCGGCUGUGCGCGUUCCAUCCCGGGUCCCCAACCUUCUAACCCGCCUCGAACAUUCCAUCUGGUGGUCCGAACGUCCCUGCCCGCGCCGGCCAUGACAGCCCAUUCCUUCGCUGUCCCCGUGAUUAUCUUCACCACCUUCUGGGGCCUUAUCGGUAUUGCCGGACCCUGGUUCGUGCCCAAGGGGCCCAAUCGCGGGGUAAUCAUCACCAUGUUGGUCACCACUGCUGUCUGCUGUUACCUUUUCUGGCUGAUUGCCAUCCUGGCCCAGCUGAAUCCUCUGUUUGGGCCCCAGCUGAAGAAUGAGACCAUCUGGUAUGUCCGAUUCCUGUGGGAGUGAGCAGCCGCCAUGACCAGUCCCAGGUACCACGCUUCUCCAGCCCUCUUGCUCUUCUGUUGAUAUCAGGUGCAGUCGACCCUGGUGGCCCCCCCACUUCCACAUCCCUGUGUUCUUGGUAUUGUUCUGCUCUUUCCUCUUUUCAGCUUGGUCGCUCUUAGACCCAGACCUUCCCAUUGGAUUGGAUCAGGAACUCAGCCCAAUUCUAGGAAAUAGCCUCUUCCCUGGGAGACCUGGGCCCCAAGGUGGGGGUGGGGUGGGGCUCAUAAUCAGGCCAGAGUGAAGAGAUUCUCAAUUUUUAGCCCCUCCUCCCUCCUUCUCCCUCAUCACAUUUAGCCCCCUGCCAGAUGUGUGAAGUUUCUUUCCGAAAAUUCGACUGAAUGCAGAGACUCUUCCUAACCCAAGGAUGGGUGCCUGUUGAGUGAAUCCACUAUUCCUAGGCCCUGGGCUUGAGUUUAUUGGAUAGGAGACAGUGUGGUUUAGAGGAUGCUUCGGAUCAUGAGUCUGGAGACCUGGAAUCUUCCUGGACAAGUCAUAACCUCUUCAGGCCUUGUUAGGAGUUGUACUGAGGUUCCUUCUCAUGCUAACAUUUGAUUAUCUUUUUAGGAUUCUGUGAUAUACUUUGAUAUAAAACUUGUGGACAUUGUGAGCCAUGGGGGUGGGGGAGGAACUUUCUCUUCUUUCUUGGAAAAGCAUAGAAUUGGAGUAAAAACUAGAGUAUAUGAAAUACUUGUUAAUGCUAUUCAGAGCUGAAGUUACUUGGCUUAGGAAAGAACAAAUAUAUUUAUUAUGCAGCACUUGGUCUGCUAAUCAAAUGAACUUGCUCAUUUUAUAUAAAGAGUAAAGGCCCAGAAUAAAACUGGAAAACAGAGAUGGAAGGGAAUCAGGAGAUUUUUAUUUCCUAAUUUAAAAAGAAAAAAAAAGUAACAAAACUGCAUCUGCAUGUAGUUUUUUUUUUAAUCCCUAGCCAUUGAGUUUCUGACUAUAUUCAGCUCCCUUUCAUCCAGAUCAGAUAGAUGCUAGAUAUCCUGUUGGUCUGUUAUCACAUUUUCUUGAGGGGGUUACCAAACCCUAGAAUUGGCACCUUGGAGCCUAUAGAAGAUAUGACCUUGGGUUCUUUGCUACUCCACAAGCUAGUUGUAGAUACAAGAUGGAAGAAGGGGAAGACUUGAGAAUGUUCCCAUCACAACUUGUAAAUAAUUGCGUAGUAGAGUAAAAAGGGGCAGCUAGGUGUCCAAAGUGGAUAGAGUGCUGGGCCUGUAGUCAGGAAGACUCAUCUUUCUGACUUCAAAUCUGGUCUCAAACACUUUCCCACUAUGUGACCCUGGGCAAUUCAGUUAACCUUGUUUGCCUCGGUUUCCUCAUCUGUAAAAUGAGCUGGAAAAGGAAGUGGCAAACCCUCCAGUAUCUCUGCCAAGAAAACCCCAAAUUCAUUCAUGAAGAGUCAGACAUCAGAAAGAGCACUGAAUUUAGAAUCAGAGACCUGGCUGGAUUUGAAGCCAACAUUUGGCUCCGCUGGUGACUCCUUGUGGUACUGUGGGUGAGUCACCACCUCUUUCUGAGCUGCAGUGUUCUCCUUUCUAAAGUGAAGGCAAAGAAGCUCUAAGAAUCCUUUCCAUCUCUGGAUCUUUGAUUCUUCAUGCUGAGUGCUGAUGGGAUGUACGGACAUAAUGAAAUGCCUGGUGCUGACAUUGAGUAACCCAGGCGCUCCUUUCCCUGGCUCUCACUGGAGAAUGUUGGAGGAGCCCUUGGGUUAUACCCCUGAGAAAGCAUGCACACUCCUCCAAGCAGGAGGAAGUUUCUUUUUCUCUGUCCUAGGUAACUUCUGCUUCCUGUGGAUGGGGUGGGCACUUCUUAAGAUCUGAGCAAUAGCUACCUAGGGAAGCAUCCAGCUUCCUGGAGGGAUAAUUGAUGUUAGAGAGGAGAGAGCUGAGAGGGCCCUUAGCCACUAUCUAGUCCCACUUGCUCAUUCAAAAAUGAGGAAGUCAACCUAGAGAGACAAGGAUUGUCCAAGGAUGAACACCUGAUUUAUGGCGGUUCUAAGGCCAGGACCCAGAGCACCCAGCUCCCCAGACCAGUGCCCUUUCCCCUAAACCAAACUCACUUAAAGGAGCCCGGCUCUCUUACUUGUUUAUUUAUUUAUUUAAAAUUAAUUAUUUACCACUCAGAGGGCACUUAUGGAAUAUGUAAGAGAACAAUUCUUGUCCACAUUUUCUGGUUCUGGUGUUAAUCAGCUGCUCACCCCCACUCCCCCUCCCCAAACUCCGGGAGCAUUCCUCCCUCUCAGACUUCCUGCCCUUGGCUCCUGGGUCUGUGUUUGUUCCGAGGGUAAAUUACCUGCAUUCAGCUCCCCUUUUGUUUAGUGAUCUAAGAUUGGUGAACAAGUCUAGGUGUUUGCUGGAUGUUUCCUAAUCCCUGUUGGAUUUUGCUCUUCUGGCCCCUCCUUUCUCCCCAGCUUUCUGGUGUGGGCUGAGGAGAAGGGAAACAUCCUGGGAGCUGGAACUGAGGCUUAACACUGCAGCUGGGGAUGGGAACUGCAGCAGCUGGUGUGGCAGCAACUACCCAGUGGCUACACAUCCGGACCUAAGGAGAUGAACCUGUUUCUUUCCUGUCCCUGUCCCAGUCCUAGGUGGAGGCCCUGUUCUUCCUUCUCCUCCCCAGCAGCUCCAGGCAGAGGGCAGGAGCAGAGAGAGUUGGAAAAGUGUGUUCAGACAGAGCUUUGAUCAACUGUGCCCCUCCUUGGUUCUCUUGUACUCAGUAGAGAUCAGUGAUUCUUAUUGCAAUGGAUGCUAUGAAUGUUCAAUAAAUCUGGACACAAAUCAUUUUACUGA
This is a messenger RNA of Trichosurus vulpecula (common brushtail), 3382 nucleotides long. It is a transcript of the gene ATP6V0E2, whose product is annotated as ATPase H+ transporting V0 subunit e2. Gene Ontology annotation, molecular function: proton-transporting ATPase activity, rotational mechanism. Gene Ontology annotation, biological process: proton transmembrane transport. The record is from RefSeq and is a predicted model, not a curated record. Gene Ontology annotation, cellular component: proton-transporting V-type ATPase, V0 domain. NCBI's taxonomy places the organism in Eukaryota, Metazoa, Chordata, Mammalia, Diprotodontia, Phalangeridae. The coding region runs from base 309 to 554 and encodes 81 amino acids. The transcript is spliced from 4 exons.